CGGUUUCCCGUAGUGCAUGCAUUAACAGGAUCAGAAUCUCACAUAUCCAUAAGCAUGGCUCUUCAAUUAUAUAUAUUAUUAUUCCUCAUAUAGCCUACUAUCCCCGGAUCGUACUAUAUUUACGCAUCUUGUAAUUACUUGUCUUGGAGCACCAGCUGGCCGGCCUCUCGGUCGUCUAGCUAGAUCAUUGUGGGAUAUCAGUGGAUGCAUAACUCUGUCGACGAUCCGUCCCCCCGCGGUUCAAUAUGGAUCAAGAGCUGUGGCCUUCUGGGCUAGGAGUCCUGGUCAUCGAUAACAACUUUUCGUACCUGAAGGUUAUGGAGGAACUACUUAUCAAGUGCAGCUACAAGGUUACAACAUAUAAUAAUGUUAGAGAAGCAAUGUCCUUCAUCUACGCCAACCAGCAAUCAGUUGACCUCAUCAUUUGCGAUUUGUUCUUUCCAACUGAAGACACUUUACUGAUUCUGCGAGAAGCUACAUCAAAGUUUGGCAUCCCCACAGUGAUAAUGUCUUCAAACGGAGAUACGAGCACAGUGAUGAAGUACAUCACCAAUGGGGCUUCCGAUUUCCUGAUAAAACCUCUGAGGAUUGAAGAACUGAAGAACAUCUGGCAGCAUGUGUUCCGGAAGCAAAUUGGGGCGGAGCACAGAAUGUGCAACAAUGUUCAACAUAUCGAUCAGCUGUCAUUUCGAACCACUGAAGCCACGGCGACGUUGGACAGUGAGAUAAGAGAGAAUAACGGGAUGGUCACAGAUAUACAGGACCUCAGGAAGUCAAGGCUCAUCUGGACUAUGCAGCUGCACCGCCAAUUCAUUGCAGCUGUGAAUUCCCUGGGAGCAGACAAGGCAGUUCCAAAGAAGAUACUGGAGAUAAUGAAGGUUAAACAUUUGACAAGAGAGCAAAUCGCAAGCCACCUGCAGAAGUACAGGCUGCACCUAAGAAAUUCAACCCAAACAUUGCACAAAGAUGACACGCCUUCAUCGUCAAGCUAUCCCAAUAAUGAAUCAAGCAUUCUCAGAACCCAACUCAACAGUUCUUCGAAUUCAUUGUAUUUUGAUCAAGAUGGAUGCAUGGAGAUCACAGACUAUUCUUUGCCCAAGGACGACCUCUCAAGUGGCUCAGAAUGUAUUCUGGGAGAACGAAACAACUACUCACCUGAAUGUUUUCAGGAUUUCAGAUGGGAUUCAGAUAAACAGGGAUCUGAAACAACAUAUCUAUGGAACUUCGAGGCAGAGUGAUUCUGUCACAAACAGCAUGCAUGUCUCUGCCAGGAACAGUAUUAACACCAUAAGUAAUAAGCAUACAAUGUGCACUCAUGUGGCGUGUGCUGAAUAAUAGCCUGUGUACAGCAGUACAUCCUGAAUAAUAGCCGAGAGCCACUUUAUCUUCCCAGAAGUAUAUGUAUUGCGUUGCGUUGCCUAUGUCUCUAUAGUUCUGGAAUAUGAUCAACUCAUCAUUUUGUGUUCGUUGCGCUACAACAGAGCCCAGAACGGGAAAAUAUUUGUUGUUAA
Messenger RNA from Panicum virgatum (switchgrass), 1511 nucleotides. Its product is annotated as two-component response regulator EHD1-like. Gene Ontology annotation, biological process: phosphorelay signal transduction system; cytokinin-activated signaling pathway. The record is from RefSeq and is a predicted model, not a curated record. Gene Ontology annotation, molecular function: DNA binding. Lineage: Eukaryota; Viridiplantae; Streptophyta; Magnoliopsida; Poales; Poaceae. Bases 246 to 1238 code for a protein of 330 amino acids. The transcript is spliced from 6 exons.